Molecule: messenger RNA, 676 nt
Organism: Octopus sinensis (East Asian common octopus)
Lineage: Eukaryota; Metazoa; Mollusca; Cephalopoda; Octopoda; Octopodidae
Product: receptor-interacting serine/threonine-protein kinase 1
Exons: 4
Coding region: 16-414 (132 amino acids)
Biological process (GO): signal transduction
Molecular function (GO): protein binding
Source: RefSeq, a predicted model, not a curated record
UACAGUGUUUAAAACAUGAAAUUGUUUAUUUCAGAGGGUCCAAAGUCGUCAAAGCCGGAAGUCCAGAUGUUAGCAGAACCACCUGAGAAUCGAACAUUCAAAGAUAAAGAAACACAGACACAGGAAGAACCUGUUGAGUCUGUAAACCUGGAUGAGAAACUUCUUCAUAGUGUAGCAAAGAAGUUGGGGAAUAAAUGGCAGCAACUUGGGAGAGAAUUAGGAAUUAAACAAGUUGACCUGAACAUUAUCAAGAGUGACUUCCCUAAUGAUACAGCAGAACAAAGUUUCCAGAUGCUCUAUAAAUGGUUCCAGUGUUGUGAUCCAGCGAAUCGUACACUUAAAACAUUAACGGAAGCUCUGACGGAAAUCGAGUGUUUCGACGCUCUUGAACGUCUAUCAUUAGACACAAAUUGAAUUUUUGAGUAAACUGUCGCUGCUGUUGUGUCCUAAGUCUACAUUCGACAAAUGCCUUCCAUCCAGGACUAUCCUGCCUUUCACUUAAGUUUAGAGAACUCAAUACCACAUUGUCUACUGUGUCCUUCUUUCAGAUGACAUAUUGUGAAUUGAGUAGGAUUCGGCUACUAAUUCUAGCAGAUCUGUCUACUCCAUUGAGGGCAAUUGUUUCCCUUGUUGUUAGAGAUUAACUGUGGAAAUAAAGAUAAGCUUUGAAAUUUCA